ACACACACACACACACCCCCCCUCCAACAACAACAAAAAAAAUCAGCCACUGUCACUCAGCUCCGUCUCUGCUUUCACUCCUGCCUUUGUUCCUGUUUUCUGCCUCCAGCUGAGAUAACUCGUCCCUUAAUCUCUUUGCGUCAUGAUGACUCAGCGUGUCUUCUCCUCUAUCUGUCUCCUUAACUCAGCAGGAGAAGAGGACGCAUCCUCGCAUGCACAACCGGAUUCUGUGAUUGACUUAAACGAGCGCUUUGAGCGACACUUUGACAGAACGGGCCAGCUUGACUUUGUUACUGAAGAGAGAAAAUAAGACGUAAAAAACAGAGGGGUUGAAACAUCACCACAUGUGAGCUUUUUAAAGAGUUGAGUUUUCCUCCUAAGGGAUCGUAAAGGCUCGCAGGGCUCUUCUCCUUUUCUUUCUCUCGUGUGGCAGCGGCUCAUCUCAUCCUGCCCGACUGAACGCCGCUGUCCUUAAUCUCUAAUCCAAUCACACCUUCCAAGCCAGUAGAUUAACCUGAUGGGAAGAACAAAGUGAACCAAGUCACGGAGAAUGAAGAGAUUCCUUCUCAGUUUCAUUUCUACUCUUUGAUUUCCUUGUCCUAAAAACAUGUUGAGGAGGUGGUGAUUAUCUUGCCUUUGGUUUCUGCCUGCUCAGAAACAUUUCAUUAAACUCAAAUAAUUAAUUUGCAUGUAGAGUAAGAAUACGGUUUAAUGUUUAUAUAUAAAGAGUGACAUGUUAGACUUAAAGACAGAGUAGGGAGGGUCAUCCCUUCACCAUCCGAGGAACACAAUUGCAGCAUGCUGUUGAAUACUGUCAAUCAAUCAAUGGUGUAAAUUGGCUGGAAAAGCCGCAGUGUGAAUAAAACACAAAAUGAUGUGAUAACAAAUAACUAAAAACAGAAAAAUAUAUCUGAUGUGCAUUUUGAUUUUGUACUUUGACCAAUGUCUUAUCUGUUUGCAUAGAGGUGGCGGGGCUUAUGAGCCAGUCUAAUUCUUUUGGCUUCACUCCAAGGCGGCUGAUUCUCUACGUCCAUGUUAACACACAGUCUAUGGGCAAAGUUGCCACGUUUGCACUGUCGCUAACAAGCUAAUCUUUCAGCAAUAUACUGCUGCCUUACUGCAAUUUUUUUCCACUUCAAUUAACCUGUGCUAUAAUAUUUUAUAUUCUCUAAAUACUUUCAUUUCCAUUUUUUGCUGGCUACUUUUGCCGAAGCUACAAAAUCAGACAGUUAGAUACUUUAGAUCAGAGCUACAUGUUCUUUUUUUUCAUUUCCUCUUCUAUAUGUAAUUCUAUAACUGUCAUGGUUUUCAAACGUUUUAAAAUACAUGCGCUAAAUAUAAGCAAACUGUAUCGUCUGAACAACAGAAGUGAAACACAUCUAUGUGUACAUCUUACAUCUUAGCUCACUCACUGUUACCAAAGUGUUACAUCUCAAAGCUCAAAACUAAAUCUGAAACUAGCAGCGGACCUAACCAGAGACGGUUAUCCCCUCCAUCUAACUAAUCAUUUAACUUGACUUUGCUCUUAUGCUACAUGAUGUUAAAAUAACAGCAGUCAGAUUUACACCAAAAGCUGUUCCCCCCCCCCUCUCUCUCUCUCUCUGUCUCUCUCUCUCUCUCUCUCUCUCUCUGUCUCUCUCUCUCUCUCUCUCUCUCUCUCUCUCUCUCUCUCUCUCUGUCUCUCUCUCUGUCUCUCUCUCUCUCUCUCUGUCUCUCUCUCUCUAUCUCUCUCUCUCUCUCUCUCUCUGUCUCUCUGUCUCUCUCUCUGUCUCUCUCUCUGUCUCUCUCUCUCUCUCUCUCUCUCUGUCUCUCUCUCUCUCUCUCUCUCUCUCUCUCUCUGUCUCUCUCUGUCUCUCUCUCUGUCUCUCUCUCUCUCUCUCUGUCUCUCUCUCUCUGUCUCUCUCUCUCUCUCUCUCUCUGUCUCUCUGUCUCUCUCUCUGUCUCUCUCUGUCUCUCUCUUUCUCUCUCUCUCUGUCUCUCUCUCUCUCUGUCUCUCUCUCUCUCUCUGUCUCUCUGUCUCUCUCUCUCUCUCUCUGUCUCUCUCUCUCUGUCUCUCUCUCUCUGUCUCUCUCUCUGUCUCUCUGUCUCUCUCUCUGUCUCUCUCUGUCUCUCUCUUUCUCUCUCUCUCUGUCUCUCUCUCUCUCUGUCUCUCUCUCUCUCUCUGUCUCUCUGUCUCUCUCUGUCUCUCUCUCUCUCUCUCUGUCUCUCUCUCUCUGUCUCUCUCUCUCUCUCUGUCUCUCUCUCUCUCUCUCUCUCUCUGUCUCUCUGUCUCUCUCUCUCUCUCUGUGUCUCUCUCUCUCUCUCUGUCUCUCUCUCUCUCUCUCUCUCUCUGUCUCUCUCUCUCUCUCUCUCUCUGUCUCUCUGUCUCUCUCUCUCUCUCUCUGUCUCUCUGUCUCUCUCUCUGUCUCUCUCUCUCUCUCUCUCUCUCUCUCUCUCUCUCUCCUCUCCUCUCAUCCAACUGACCCGGUUCAUUGUUUAUAACCAUAAAAGUCCUGGCAGGCGAGCUCUCUCACUGAGGCAGCAUAUUCCUCAUAGCAAGAACAUGACUCACUUCUGUGUGUGUGUGUGUGUGUGUGUGUGUGUGUGUGUGUGUGUGUGUGUUGUUUGAGGACCUCAGAUUCUCUUUCAAGUAAAUAUUCCAGCUUUGUUUAUUGUUACAAGUAUUUCCCCCAAGGCCAAAACAUCCACUGGAAAUUUGACAAAUUGCCAUUUAAAGCGCUGCAUGUGUGUGUUUAUGUACAUUGUAACAGGACAUGUGUGUGUUCAGCCUCGUAAUGUCUAUAACCUCAUAAUCCAGCUGUUCCUAUUUGAAGAAUACGACCCUCUUUGGGCUGAG
Messenger RNA from Labrus mixtus (cuckoo wrasse), 2836 nucleotides. RefSeq lists its product as uncharacterized. The record is from RefSeq and is a predicted model, not a curated record. The transcript is spliced from 2 exons. Lineage: Eukaryota; Metazoa; Chordata; Actinopteri; Labriformes; Labridae. The coding region runs from base 1528 to 2481 and encodes 317 amino acids.